AUGAGUUGCUCCUCUUCGCUCUUGACCCUCUCGAUUCUCAUCUUUGUCUCUGUCCUCAUCAUCCCACCCACUGCUGCUCGGCCACAUUCUAUCUGGGACGUCGAUAUCGACAGAGACCCUGCCCCUCCGCCAGACCAAGGCCCUCCCCUCUCCGCUGGUGCCCUUCGAGACAAGUCCAAGCUCAAAUACGAGAUCAUUGGCAUAGUUGGCGCCUAUGUGGUUUGGCUGAUCAUCACUCUUGUGCUGCUUUUCCUUGUUGGCAAGAAAUUGCGCCGCAGAGUCCAGACCUCGAACCGCAGUCUCAGUAUGGAGAUCAUCAAGCCAGGUCCACUCACCAAUCAGCCCAAGAUGAAUGUCGAACCGCCUUUAAAGAGCCCUGGUAAGAUGGCCAGCCUCAGAUCUUGGGCUACCGGCAAAUCACAUUCCCAUAAACAGUCCAGCAUCAGUGUUUCUUCCACUAUCGACGAGAAGAUCAUCGAGGCCGACAAGGCAAAGAACAGGGAUGAAAUGGCAAGGCUGUAUGCUGUUGUUAUGGCACACGACGAAGAAAAAGCCAGAAGCAGCGGACACACCUCGCCUCGGACGCCCAAUUACCCACCCCAAUACAAUGCUCCGCCCACACCCCGGUCACCUCAUCAUCUGCCAUCAACUCCGAGGUCACCUUACUACCAGCCCAAUCUCAAUCUGAAUGGGCCGGCCUCACCAAGGUCGCCGCGAUAUCCUCCAGAGUUUCAGCAUCUGCGAUAUCCCGACACGGAAGCUCAGGACCACGGCAUUCAACCAGUGGCACAGGCAUUGGUUCACCCUCUUGCACCCACUCCUGCUGACGAUGCUCCCUCAACAAGGACAGGGUCACAGACCAGCAGCCGAAAGAAGGUGUCGCCUUUGUCCUUCAUCUCAGGCCGCAGUGAUUCGGCCGAUCAAACCAAGAAGCGCCCGAGUAAUAUCUCGGUCCGCGGUCAGCCCAUCUCACAGCCACUAGGUUCCGCCACUCUCACGGACCCCUCCAUGUAUUCAGAGAAUGCUAUUUCGUCCCCUCGCAUUUAUAACCCGGGUCCAGCUCCACCAACACCAGGCCAAAAGUCCGCCGUGACAGUCGUUGAGGAAAUUGAGAAGAAAGGUCCCCCGGCACCUUUGUCUCUCCGCAGUACUGCAGCGUCCAACAGCUCCAAUAGCUUACCCUUCCGUCAAUUCUACAAUGAUGCACUGAAGAGCGCACCUGCAACCAAAACCACUUUCGUGGACCGUCGGGAGAGUGUCCUGGGCGUGCACCCGAAGACGGGGAUGCCUCAGACUCCCUAUAGUCCCUACAUGCCUUACACACCAAUGACACCGGUUACGCCCCGGUCACUCGUGACCAAGAAGGAGAUGAAGAAGAACAGGAAGAAGGAAGGGUUGAAGGUGCUGACUGAAGACGACUUGGUGCUCUCGGAUGAGGAUCUGUGGAGUCCGAUGAAGUAG
Cladophialophora psammophila CBS 110553 is the source of this 1461-nucleotide messenger RNA. RefSeq lists its product as uncharacterized. Bases 1 to 1461 code for a protein of 486 amino acids. The record is from RefSeq and is a predicted model, not a curated record. The transcript has a single exon. NCBI's taxonomy places the organism in Eukaryota, Fungi, Ascomycota, Eurotiomycetes, Chaetothyriales, Herpotrichiellaceae.